This is a messenger RNA of Propithecus coquereli (Coquerel's sifaka), 5102 nucleotides long. RefSeq names its product DEAD (Asp-Glu-Ala-Asp) box polypeptide 60 (gene DDX60). The record is from RefSeq and is a predicted model, not a curated record. Gene Ontology annotation, molecular function: ATP binding; single-stranded RNA binding; double-stranded RNA binding. Gene Ontology annotation, biological process: defense response to virus. Gene Ontology annotation, cellular component: cytoplasm. The transcript has 35 exons. Lineage: Eukaryota; Metazoa; Chordata; Mammalia; Primates; Indriidae. The coding region runs from base 1 to 4974 and encodes 1657 amino acids.
AUGUCCCAGUUAAUUUUGGAAGAAAUGCCAAAAGCUGACUAUUCCAGUUUAUUCAAUGAUUUCGUUGAGUCUGAAUUUUUUCUGGUUGACGGGGACUCACUGCUUAUCACAUGCGUAUGUGACGAGCUGUUAAAGCCUGGGCAGAAUCUCCAUCUCUUCUACCUCGUCGAACGCUACCUUGUGGAUCUUAUCAGUAAAGGGGGACAGUUUUCCAUAGUUUUCUUCAAGGAUGCCGAGAAUGCGUAUUUCAACUCCCCUGAACUUCUUUCUUUGAGAACUGCUUUAAUUCUGCAUCUUCAAAAUAACACCACCAUUGAUGUUCACACUAAGUUUUCUGGAUGCUUAUCUAAAGAGUGGGAAAUGUUCUUGGAAGAGAGUUGCCCGUAUUUCCUGAUAGUGGCCGACGAAGGCCGGAACGAUCUACAAACACACCUUUUCAACUUUUUAAUCAUUCAGUCUUGGGCAAGGAAGGUCAACAUCGUGCUUUCCUCAGGGCAGGCAUCUGAUAUACUUCGACUUUAUGCCUACCUUCUUCCCAGCAUGCACAGUAACCAGAGGUUUUUCAAGGAGAAUACAAAGAAGAUUAAGGAUGCUUAUAAAACCCUGCUUAAACAAAUGCAAGAAUUUAGAGUUUCAGCAUUAACAUCUCUUUUUGGAAAUUUAAAAGAGAAAAAUAUGAUGGAAGAGGCACGUGAGGCGAUAGCUCUGCUUCAGCAAGUCUGGCCGGAAGGAUCCGACAUUCGACGUGUCCUUUGUGUUGCUUCGUGCUCAUUGUCGCUGAGAAUGUACCAUCGCUUCUUAGAAAACAGAAAGGCUUCCUCUGGUCAGAAAGCUAACACCAAACAGAUGAAAAGCAACGGCCUAACCCUGCAGGGGGUGGGAGAUCUGUGCAAGCUGCGCUGUCUCAGCGUGGCUCUCCUGCUCCACCUGCCUCUCUCCCAGAGAGCUUGUGCGAGAUUCGUCACCUGCCCUUGGAUUCAGGGCACGCAGACCCUGUUCAGCAUGGAAAAGUGGUGUGAAUAUUUCAUCCUAAAUAAUGUAAACAUUUUCGAAUUUUGGAAUCUGAAUUUAAUUUACCUUUCUGACUUAAGUGAUGAGGCUUUGUUGAAGAACAUUGCUUUUUACUAUGAAAAGGAAAAUGUACAAGGCCGACAUUUGAAUUUGGGAAAUGUCAUUAUGAAGGACUAUGAACAUCUUUGGAAUACUGUAUCAAAGCUGGUCAGAGAGUUUGAUGUCGGACAGCCAUUUCCUCUGAGAACAACAAAACUUAAUUUUCUUAGAACGAAUCGGUCACCAAUCAAAGACAGCUCCAAGGAAAAUAUGCCUAAUUUGGGUUUUAUUCCAAUGUCAUCUAAAGUGGUUGAUAAGUUUGCUGGAGACAUUUUGAAAGAUUUGCCUUUUCUAAAGAGCAAUAAUCCUAUUGUUACUUCAUUGGUUAAACAAAAGGAAUUUGACGAGCUUGUGCACUGGCAUUCUCACAAACCUCUUAGUGACGAUUACGACAGGUCCAGGUGUCAAUUUGAAGUAAAAUCUAGAGACCCUCGUGUUCUGAGAUCCGUGCAAAAGUAUCAUCUUUUUCAGCGAUUUUAUGGGAAUUCAUUGUUAGACUCAGUCUCUUCAAAAGUCAUUGUAACUCAAGCUGUUACGCCAAGGAAGGAUUUCAGCGAGCCCAAGAGCAAACAGGCACAUGAGACCAAGGCUGACAUAAUUACCAGAGAGAAUAAGAAGAGGUUAUUUGCCAAGCAAGAGCAAAAGGAAGAGCAAAAAUGGAACGCGCUGUCGUCUUCCAUUGCAGAGGAGAUGGAAGGGAAUUUAAACUCUGGAAUAAAGAACCUGGAAAAGUUUUUGCAAUCAUGCAAAAGUAACUCUGUGAAGUGCCAAGUGGAAAGGGUGGGGCUGAGCGCCUGCUUGAGAGCCUGGAAACAGCACUGCCGGGGCGAAGGUAAAAUCGCAAAAGAUUUAAGUAUAGCUGUUCAAAUGAUGAAAAGGAUCCACUCAUUAAUGGAAAAAUACCCGGAACUUUUGCAAGAAGCAGAUCGGCAGCUCAUAGCCAGAUGCCUGAAGUACUUAGGAUUUGAUGAGUUGGCAAAUUCUUUAUAUCCAACCCAGGACGCAGGAGAUGACAGAAAGGAGAAGAGAAAGAAUAAGUAUUCAGUUGGCAUUGGGCCAGUUCGGUUCCAACUGCAGCACAUGGGCCAUUAUUUGUUCCGAGAUGAGAGAAAAGACCCAGACCCCAGGGUCCAGGACUUUAUUCCUGACACGUGGCAGCGAGAGCUCCUCGAUGUCGUGGAUAACCAUGAGUCAGCAGUGAUUGUGGCCCCGACGUCUUCAGGCAAAACCUACGCGUCCUACUACUGCAUGGAGAAGGUGCUGAGGGAAAGUGACGACGGUGUGGUUGUCUACGUUGCACCCACAAAGGCUCUUGUCAAUCAAGUUGCAGCAACUGUUCAUAAUCGUUUUACCAAAAACCUGCCAAGUGGUACAGCUCUGUGUGGCGUCUUCACGAGGGAGUACCGCCAUGAUGCUUUAAACUGUCAGGUGCUCGUCACGGUCCCUGCCUGCUUUGAAAUCCUGCUGCUUGCUCCUCAUCGACAAAACUGGGUGAAGAGGAUCAGAUACGUUAUAUUCGAUGAGGUUCAUUGUCUUGGUGGAGAAAUUGGAGCAGAAAUCUGGGAGCAUCUUCUCGUCAUGAUCCGAUGUCCCUUCUUGGCUCUUUCGGCCACGAUCAGUAACCCCGAGCAUCUCACUGAGUGGCUACAAUCAGUAAAACGGUACUGGAAAGAAGAAGACAAGAUCAUGGAAAGGAAUGUUGCCGCUAAAAGCCGCGAGGGCCGCCACGCCAAUUUUCCCAAAGACCACUUGCAAGCAAAGCAAUCCUAUGAAGUUAGACUUGUGCUGUAUGGAGAGAGGUACAACGACCUGGAGAAGCAUGUGUGCGCGGUCGCAGACGGCCGCAUCCGUUUCGAUCAUUUCCACCCGUGCGCCGCGCUGACAGCAGACCACAUCGAGAGGUACGGAUUCCCUCCCGAUCUGGCUCUUUCUCCCCGGGAAAGCAUCGAGCUUUACGACGCCAUGCUGCAAGUCCGGAAAAGCUGGCCCCGCGCCCAGGAACUGUGUCCAGAGAACUUCAUUCAUUUUAACAAUAAAUUAGUCAUUAAGAAGAUGGAUGCUAGAAAAUAUGAAGAGAACUUAAAGGCAGAAUUAAAAAAUUGGAUUGAAAAUGGCAGCGUGGAAGAGGCCAAACUGGUGCUAAGGAAUCUUAGCCCUAAAUCAGAUUUUACUGCAGAAAACAUGUUAAGCAUGUUUCCACUUCUCGUUGAAAAGCUAAGGGAAAUGGACAAGUUACCGGCACUGUUUUUUUUAUUCAAGUUAGGAGCUGUAGAAGGCACAGCGAAAAGCGUGUACGGUUUCCUGAAGCAAAAGCAGGAGAUAGAAAGGCCUCCCAACGCUGAUAAAGAAGCCCAUGUCAUGGCUAGCAAACUCCGAAAAAUUAAAAAAUCCAUGGAGAAAAAAAAGAUAAUAGAAGGGAAAAAAAGCCAGAAAACCCCGAAAAAAAUGGAUCAAGACCUAGUACAGAAAGCUGAACACGAUAAUCUCCUGAGGAGUCUGCAGGAGAACCUGAAAGUCCCCGAGGACUGCACGUACGCCGACCGGAAAGCCCUGGCCGCCGAGACUUUACAGGUGGUGUUUGGCCGAGUAAACUUCGAAAGGAAAGGCAGAGAACUGAAAGCGUUGGCCAGAAGGGGUAUCGGAUACCAUCACAGCUCUAUGAGCUUCAAAGAAAAACAGUUAGUCGAAAUUCUCUUCAGGAAAGGAUUUAUUAGGGUGGUGACAGCUACUGGAACACUUGCUUUGGGGAUCAACAUGCCUUGUAAAUCUGUGGUGUUUGCUCAAAACUCAGUCUAUCUGGAUGCUUUAAACUAUAGACAGAUGUCUGGUCGCGCUGGGAGAAGAGGUCAAGACCUGCUAGGAGACGUAUACUUCUUUGAUAUUCCAUUCCCCAAAAUUGGAAAACUCAUAAAAUCCAACGUUCCUGAGCUGAGAGGACAGUUCCCUCUCAGCAUCACCCUGGUCCUGCGACUCAUGCUGCUGGCUUCCAAGGGAGAUGACCCAGGGGACGCCCAGGCAAAGACACAGGCUGUGUGGCCGGUUGGGCGUUGGGAGUCAGCCAGGACCACCAUGUCCAGGGCGAUAGGCGUUGUCCUGCGGUGGUUGUGGCUGCUGGCUAUGGGUCUAAGCAGGUCUGGCUCAAAACGUUUUUCUCAAGAUGUCAUGGAAAAGCUAACGCUGGUAUUGGCACAUCUUUUUGGAAGACGACAUCUUCCACCAAAGUUCCAAGAUGCUACUGUCAAGUUUUAUCAAUCGAAGGUGUUCCUUGAUGAUCUGCCUGAGGAUUUCGAUGAUGCUUUACAUGAAUAUAACAGGAAUAUUAGGAAGGACUUUGCCUGUUUCCUGCUCAUUGUUUCCAAAUUGGCUGAUACGAAACAGGAACAUCAACUCCCACUGUCAAAAAUCAACUUCGCAGGUGAAGAGUGUGCAGACUCCCAGCUUGCGUCCCACCUGAUGAGCUGCAAGAAGGGCAGAGUGGCCAUCUCGCCGUUCGUCUGUCUCUCUGGAAUCUCUGACGGUGACUUGCUUCAGCCGGAAACUCCAGACCACGUCAUUCUGCACACAAUUGGUGUUAAUGGAAUUCAGGCUCCCGUGCUGUGUGCAGAGAGGUUUGACGGCCGAGGAAGAAGAAUGCCACUGAACGCUUAUGCCCUGGAUUUCUACAAGCACGGCUCCUUGGUGGGGCUAGUCCAGGACAACAGGAUGAAUGAGGGAGACGCUUACAAUUUGCUGAAAGAUUUUGGACUCACCGUUAAAGCUAUCAGUGUUUCCUUGCGUGAACUAUGUGAAAACGAAGAUGACAACGUUGUCUUAGCCUUUGAACAACUGAGUGAAACCUUCUUUGAAAAAUUUAGGAAAAUAUAAAAAUGAAGUCUAUGCAAACCACUGAAAAUACUGCCACUGGAGUUUUAUAAGUCAUAUUUUUGAUUCUCAUGCUUUUUGCCAGAAAUAUAAAUGAUGAUGUGGAAAGAGCAUGUCUAACCGAUUUGCAG